Molecule: messenger RNA, 519 nt
Organism: Pichia membranifaciens NRRL Y-2026
Lineage: Eukaryota; Fungi; Ascomycota; Pichiomycetes; Pichiales; Pichiaceae
Exons: 1
Coding region: 1-519 (172 amino acids)
Biological process (GO): DNA-templated transcription; transcription initiation at RNA polymerase II promoter; positive regulation of translational initiation
Cellular component (GO): P-body; RNA polymerase II, core complex
Molecular function (GO): translation initiation factor binding; single-stranded RNA binding; single-stranded DNA binding
Source: RefSeq, a predicted model, not a curated record
AUGUUUUUCAUCAAAGACCUUGCGCUCAAUCUCACACUACACCCGUCGUACUUCGGUGCGCAGAUGAACGACUAUCUUCGACAGAAGCUCUUGACCGACGUGGAGGGCACGUGCACGGGGCAGUUUGGGUACAUCAUCUGCGUGCUGGACAGCGCCACGAUCGACGUGGGCAAGGGCCGCAUCAUCGCCGGGAACUCCGGGUACGCCGAGUUCGAGGUGAAGUACAAGGCGGUGGUGUGGAAGCCCUUCAAGGGAGAGGUUGUGGACGGCGUCGUGUCCAGCGUGAACAACAUGGGCUUCUUCGCCGACGUGGGCCCGUUGAGCGUGUUCAUCUCGAAGCACUUGAUUCCCUCAGACAUGAAGUACAACCCGAGCCACACCCCGCCGGCCUACAUCGGCGAGGACCAGGUCAUCAUGAAGAGCUCCAAGGUGCGCAUAAAGAUAAUCGGCACGCGUUCCGACGUCAACAGCAUCUCUGCCAUCGGCAGCAUCAAGGAGGACUACCUCGGGCCCCUCUAG